Messenger RNA from Linum trigynum, 776 nucleotides. NCBI's taxonomy places the organism in Eukaryota, Viridiplantae, Streptophyta, Magnoliopsida, Malpighiales, Linaceae. The record is from the annotation of a GenBank genome assembly.
GUCUCUUCCCUUUCGCCAGAGUCUUCCUUUCCAACCACCCAAACAAAACAGAGUCAAAUAUUCCGCCGCCGGCCAAAAAAUGCUGGACGAGAAAGUAGUAUUGGACGCGGCGAAGCAAGGGGCGAAGAGCUUGGGGAAGGCGGUCGCCCCCAUAGCCACCCAACAUGUCAAAAUGUUGUUCGGAGUCAACAAGGAGCUGGAUCGCCUGCGAUCCACCGUCGACGCGAUCGAGGCCGUGUUGAAAGACGCGGCGGCGGCGGGGGGAGGAGGAGGGCUCAUCAGCUACCAAGACGGUGAGUGGGUCGACAACCUGGCGCGUAUGAGGGAUGAGGCAGCGGAUCUGCUGAAGAGCUACUCGGCGAGGAAGCGGCGGCACGACGCCAUCUUGAACCGGCGGUUCAACUGCGUCAGCUUGGCCAACUACGCGGUGUCGGUUCCUGGGUACUGGGUGGAGAACUACUUCGCGGCUCUGAAGGUGAGCAAGAUCAGGGAGAGGCUGGAUGCUAUGGCUAAAGACCGGAAAACCGUGCAUUCUAAUUUCCGAUGAGCUUCAUCACAGCUGGAUGACUCCAGAUGCGCGCGGUCUUUUUUUAAUGCUAGCUUUUUCUUUCUGUCUUGCAACUUCAGUAGUUGGCCCUCUAUGAUUUGAUUGGGUUGACCAAAUGAAGGAGCCGGGAAAUGGGGCGUGGUUAUGUACUUAAUUGUGUUAUAGAACAUGUUUCUUGUAACUCUCGAUUGUUCUUGGUUACGUUGUGUAAUAAUUAAUGAUUUUGGUA